AUGACUGUGCAACGAUAUCUCCAAAUUCAACAAGGCCAACAAAAUGGCAUCAGCAAUUCGUCGAACGGCCAGCAGCAAUCUUCGCAUCGGAAACUCGACAGGUCGCUGUCGGAGCCCAAGAGCCCCAAGGGUCAGAGCCAGAGCACGAAUUCGUCAAGAUACAAGACCGAAUUGUGCCGUCCCUUCGAGGAGAGCGGCGUUUGCAAAUACGGCGACAAAUGCCAAUUCGCUCACGGCUUCCAGGAGCUGCGAACUCUGACGCGCCAUCCGAAAUACAAGACGGAGUUGUGCUGCACUUUCCACACGACGGGCCUGUGCCCCUACGGAUCCCGUUGUCAUUUUAUUCACAAUCCGGAGGAGAAUCGUGCUAAGAUCAUGCCGUCGUUACCGAUACCGCAACCGAUGAACCAUCACAAUCAUCAAAACACUCUGAGAUCGCUCUCGAUCGGCAGCAGCGCAUCUGUCGGAUCGUCAUCGUCCACCGGGGAACUUUCUCCAUCGUCGUCUCCCGGCAUGUUCGACGACCCGUUCGCUCCCGGUGUUGCGGCCGCUGCCGCCGCUGCUGGAGUCGCGCUCCCGCAUGCGUUUUCGGCUUUCGGGUCCGAUUUCGAAAUGACAGCGCUCGCCGCAGCCUUCAGCGCCGCCGAGAACAAACAUCGAGGUCUGAAUUUGAAGAGCGUCGCGUCCGCGCCCGUCACGCCUCCUUUUGGAUCUCAGCUUAACCUACUGAGUGUUUCGUCGACGUCGUCGAGCUCUUCGUGUGGACCGUGGGGAUCUCCGACUUCCUCUUGUUCCUCGUCAUCGUCAGCAUCUUCGUCGUCGUCGUCCACUUCGUCCUCGCAAGACAUGUUCCAAUUUCCCGCGGGCGAACUUCACUGCAGCCAAGUUCAGAACAACCCUGGUCAGCUGUACGCUGACUCGGCUGCGACCCAGUCUAGUCCCGUGGACUCGCUCUCGUUUGAACUCGGAGCCAUCGCUCUGGGCACUCCGCGCACCAGAGCUAACGCCAAUUCGCCGACUCAAACCCGUCUUCCAAUUUUCAACCAGCUCGCCCACUCCGACUGA
Messenger RNA from Galendromus occidentalis (western predatory mite), 1065 nucleotides. RefSeq names its product mRNA decay activator protein ZFP36L1-like. NCBI's taxonomy places the organism in Eukaryota, Metazoa, Arthropoda, Arachnida, Mesostigmata, Phytoseiidae. The record is from RefSeq and is a predicted model, not a curated record. The transcript is spliced from 3 exons. The coding region runs from base 1 to 1065 and encodes 354 amino acids. Gene Ontology annotation, molecular function: mRNA binding; metal ion binding.